UAUUAUAUCUGAUUUAGAUAAUCGAAGGAAUCUAAGAAUGCAUGUCAAUAAAGAAAUCCCAUCUCAUCUUCCAAUUCUGUUAGUUCCAGACGGAGUCCUACUUCCAGGAGCUUCUAUGAGGUUUUUGGUAACUUCUCAACCCAACAUGACGUUGAUCAAAUCAGGAUUGCUUUCUAAGAGUUCUCUUUCAAGUGCUGUUAUUGGUAUUCUACCUUCUGAUCCUGGUGAGCUGAUAAACAGCACAGACCAGCAGCUUGACCUGGCUAAUCAACUUGAGAACAGGGUAGCUACAGCAGCUGAAGUUGUACAGGUUACUGGAACGAAUUGGCCCCGACCUGCUUACAGCCUUCUGGUGACAGGACUGUCCAGGAUAUGGGUUGACAGGAUAAUCCAAGAUACUCCGUAUCUAGUUGGAUCUGUAACCUUGAGAAAUGAUUUUACUGAACCCAACCUAUCCAACUCAUCCUUCAUACAGGAGAGAUUAAACAAAUUUAAAGAGCUUUCUUUUCAACUACUAGAGUUAAUGGACACUAGCUUACCAACAGUUUCAAGGUUAAGAAUUCUUGUAGAGACCCUGCCUGUUCAUCAACUCCCAGAUAUCCUGGCUUCUAUUGUUAAAAGUUCCUACCCGGAGAAGCUGAGCGUCCUGAACUCCGUCUGUGUUGAGGAGAGGCUGGAGAAUACGUUCCCGCUUCUUCACCGACAAAUAGAAGGGUUAAAGAACAUCAAGAACAAACAAGAGCAAAGAAUAGAAAAGAAGAAAGGAGGAAAGCGUGGUAUGAUCAAAAUUCUGGCCGAGCCAGUAGAUUGGAAUUCAGGAGUGGAUGAUGGUGAUGAUGAAUUACAAGAACUGGAGAACAAACUAAAGGAACUCAAUCUACCAGAGAAGAUUCAGCGGACAGCAGGACGAGAGAUGAGAAGGUUAAAGAAAAUAUCUCCUCAGAUGCCUGAAUAUCCUAUGCUAAGACACUACCUGGAGCUGAUUGUUCAAUUACCCUGGGGAAUAUAUUCACAGGAGAACAUUGACUUAAGAAAGGCCCGAGCGGAUCUUGAUCAAGAUCACUAUGCGCUAAACUCUGUGAAAAGACGGAUACUAGAAUAUCUAGCAGUCAGGAAGCUUAACCCUGCUUUACGGGGACCAAUCCUCUGUUUCGCCGGCCCACCCGGAGUUGGGAAGACAAGUAUUGGGAAAUCUAUCGCUAAAACCCUCGGCAGAGAAUUUCAGAGAAUUUCCUUAGGUGGGGUUUCUGAUCAAUCUGAUAUCCGAGGACACAGGAGAACUUAUAUUGGAUCCAUGCCAGGCAGAAUUUUACAGGGGAUAAAACAGGCAGGAACUAGCAACCCUGUACUUCUUCUGGAUGAGAUUGACAAGCUUACUGUUGGUAUUCAUGGGGAUCCUUCAGCAGCACUUCUAGAGGUUUUAGAUCCCGAGCAGAACUCAAGUUUUGUUGAUCAUUAUUUAAACCUACCCUUUGAUCUAAGUCAGGUUUUGUUUAUUGCAACAGCCAAUUCUCUUUCUGAAAUAUCCAGACCACUUCUAGACAGGAUGGAGAUUAUAUCCGUCCCAGGAUACAGCUUGGAGGACAAGAUUCCUAUUGCUUCGCGCCACCUUUUCCCACGCCAGCUUGCAGAGCACGGUAUUCAGGAAUCAAGUAUUGUUCUUCCAGAAUCAGUUCUCAAGGUUAUUAUCUCCAGGUAUACCAGAGAAGCAGGAGUAAGAAACCUGGAGAGAGAGCUGGGAACAAUUUGUAGAGCCUUAGCGGUCAAACAAGCUGAACUGGAGGAUAAUCUAACACUCCAGAAUUCAGAAACCAAUGUUUAUGGAACACCAAUCACAAACAUGAAGAUCAGUGAAACCAUGAAGAGGGACGCAGAGAUAGCAGCGGAGCAAUCAAACUUUCCAUUUACACUAGAUUUAAAGCUAAUUGAGGAAGUUCUUGGACAGCCUAGAUUCGAAUCUGAGCUGGCCGGGCGCCUGGGAGUGGCUGGGGUUGCUGUAGGGCUGGCCUGGACAAAUGUGGGCGGGGAAACGAUGGUUGUUGAGGCUAGCAGGAUGUCGACCUCAAGGUCUGAAGGUCAGGUUAAGCUGACCGGACAGCUGGGCGGGGUCAUGCAGGAAUCUGCUGCACUAGCCAUGUCUUGGAUUAGAUGCAACGCUGAUAAGCUUGGUUUGGUUGGAGCUGAGCUGCUAGCUGAGCAGGACAUUCAUCUUCAUUUUCCUGCUGGAGCAGUAGAGAAGGAUGGACCCAGUGCAGGUGUGACCAUAGUAACUGCACUUGUCUCUCUGUUGACCGAAAGACUGGUAAGAUCUGAUCUAGCAAUGACUGGAGAAAUAACGCUGCGCGGACUUGUCCUGCCAGUAGGAGGGAUCAGAGACAAAGUCCUAGCAGCCCACAGGGUCGGUAUCAACACCAUCAUACUCCCCAAGAACAAUAAAAAGGAUUUGAAUGAAAUUCCCGAAAAUAUUGAAAAACUGAUGACGUUUCUCCCAGUUUCAAGUUUGGAGGAGGUUAUUCAAGCAGCAUUCCCAGGAGGGUUUCCUUUCAUUCUUAAUCAACAAACUUUUACAGAGCUUAGUAAACUCUAGUAAUGCACGGAAUCUAGGGGGUAUAAAUAGAGAUCAUUGAAACACUUUUUUAUCAUAAAAAGUUUAAUGAAUGACAAAACUUGUAUGUAAUACAGACUAAAACAUGCCAAAUGUUGUACCUUGCCUAAGCAAAAAACGAGGGUAGAUUAAAAUUAUCAAAUGGAAGUUUCACAAUUAAAAAAAUAAUUUCAAAUGCAUUGAUUCUAUGUCUAUUGAUAACCACUUAUUUUGUAGCAUAAUAAAGUUAAUAGUUAGUCUGUGUGUAUUUAUGGUGCAAUGUUACUUUAUAUUCUUAUAUAUUUUUAUAACUAUAUGCAUAUAGAAUAAAUAAACGUUUAAUUAUUCUUUUAAAA
Messenger RNA from Eurytemora carolleeae, 2940 nucleotides. RefSeq names its product lon protease homolog 2, peroxisomal. Gene Ontology annotation, molecular function: ATP-dependent peptidase activity; ATP binding; serine-type endopeptidase activity. The transcript is spliced from 26 exons. Gene Ontology annotation, cellular component: peroxisomal matrix. Gene Ontology annotation, biological process: protein targeting to peroxisome; protein processing; protein catabolic process. The coding region runs from base 38 to 2587 and encodes 849 amino acids. Lineage: Eukaryota; Metazoa; Arthropoda; Copepoda; Calanoida; Temoridae. The record is from RefSeq and is a predicted model, not a curated record.